AUGCGUAUUUCCUUGUGCCCACUUGCCGUGCUGGCAGUUCUGGGCCGUCAAUAUGCCACCGCCGGCGUCGUCGGAUUCCCAGAGGACAAGCAUGCUGCGGUGGAAAGGUUUCCUACUUCUUGGACCCGUCACGUUGGAGCUGUGACUAGCCACAGUGCCGGCUCGGCCAAGACAUCGUCCAUCCAUCGUCGAGAUGACGAUGAAAAAAAAAAGAGUGAAGAUGCAUUUGACGACGAGAACCACACAGGAAUCAGUGCAGAAACGGCAAGUACGGCACCAACGGCGAACCAAGAACUCCCGAAUACGAGCAUCUUCGACUGGCUGCAGAACAAUAAUGUGCCAAAUCUCUGCUUCUUUGCCACUGCCGCCAGGCUCCUGCGCACGACGACCGAGGAAGUUCUGCGUCGUAGCGGCUUAGCCCAACCCGGAGGCGGAGUAGGAGACGGUCUGACACGAGAAGACACGAUUCUUGCGGCGCAAAGGCUCGGACUCUCCUUCUCCUAUUACACGUUACGCGGCAGGCAGGAAGCCUUAGGCCCCGGACCGGAUCGGAAUCCUCAUUGCAGGUGGAAUACUGUUGCCUUUCCGAGGCAUGGCUCGCCCCGUGAAAUGGGCGUCACCUACGUCACCUCCCGUGGCACGCUUCACAUUGUCGUCGCGAGGAACCCCGGAACGCCAUAUGCCACAUUCAGAGAUUACCUGCGAGACCCCAACGGUCUCGACGUCACCAGAGAGGUGCUCAACUCGCACAUCUGCGAAUACAUCUACGUCGAUUUCGGCGCUUCGUCCGGGUCCUGGGUGCAAAGCCGUCGGCCGCAAGUCCAGCAGAUGAACCGCGAAGCGCAGGCCGAGACGCAGCGACCGCCUCCGGCCCAACCAUACGAGCCGGUCCCUGGGAUGACGGUCGAUCCCGUUUCUGGCGGCGUCGACUUCUCGUCGCUCAAUCCGGAUCUGAACAACAGGAUCAACACCAACUCACUAACCCCGUCCCAGUGUGACGUCCUCCUCCUGCUGGGCUUUGCCUAUUCUUCGAGCCAACUCGGACGACGAUCGAUAUCCAGUGCACCCUCUCAGGAGGAAAAGCAAAAGGUUCAUGCCGAUAGUUGCUCCAAGCUACGAUCUCUGGUCAAGCCGUACAACGAGAUAUCUUCCCUCUGCAGCAAGAUAACGAGCCUCGACCUUUACUUUGAAUUAUCCACCAAGUUUGGAGCGGGCACGUACGACUACAUCCAGGCUACGCUCGCCGGCCCAGCCGGUAAGCAUACCGAGCCCAUUGCGUACGACCCUGAUGCCGGAUUCACCAAGACCAUUCCCAUCGACUUGAAAAAAGCCUUCGGCUCAGCCGUGAUUGAUCUUCACGGCAUUCAUACCGUUUCCCUCGCCGACAGUGGAGCAUUCUGGAAGGCCAUCCCCAACGGAAUGUUCAACGAUAAGUGGAAGGUUAAAGACAUAAGCCUACGCGCAAAGUGCAUCACGCCAGGCUUUCAAGUGCAAAACGACAUUCUGGCCAAGCCCACAUGGUACCAACAUCCAACCGCAUGGUUGUGGAAACCGUACACCUGGGCCGAUGUUGCCACCAUCAACGUUACCCAGGCGAACUGGCACAUGACACCUCCCUGCACGACAAUCAGCAAGCUCGAGUAUGAAUUUAAAAUAGCCGACAAGAUGACAGCCGGGACUGAUGAUGCCAUCUCCCUCGCCUUCCAACAAGGCAAGCGAGAGAUUGCCCUUGGCGAGAACGUAUCCCAGGGAUACACGAAAAAGGACACAAUUCCCCUCGUAGACAUGUUCGGUACCAGCAGGGUUCAACUUCGUGACAUCAAAGAAAUACAAAUAAUGGAAGAGUAUAGAACGUUGAUAUUCAGCGACCAAUGGUUAUUUCAAGGCAUUUCAUUGACGGCAACUUGUGCGGAUAUGCCAAAGCAAGUGAAAUUGGCAAAGUUUGAACACGUCAACAAAUGGCUCGGCGAUGACUCUACCAAGGUCGUCUGGACCGGCAAGGUACUGCUCGAAGACUGGAUGACGGUGAGGGCGACGUAG
Molecule: messenger RNA, 2040 nt
Organism: Drechmeria coniospora
Lineage: Eukaryota; Fungi; Ascomycota; Sordariomycetes; Hypocreales; Ophiocordycipitaceae
Exons: 6
Coding region: 1-2040 (679 amino acids)
Source: RefSeq, a predicted model, not a curated record